Messenger RNA from Papilio polytes (common Mormon), 1029 nucleotides. RefSeq lists its product as uncharacterized. NCBI's taxonomy places the organism in Eukaryota, Metazoa, Arthropoda, Insecta, Lepidoptera, Papilionidae. The record is from RefSeq and is a predicted model, not a curated record. Gene Ontology annotation, biological process: response to oxidative stress. The transcript has 8 exons. Bases 1 to 1029 code for a protein of 342 amino acids. Gene Ontology annotation, molecular function: heme binding; peroxidase activity.
AUGUGCAGGGCAACAAUAAAAUUAGUUUUGUUGAUUAGUUUGACAGUACAUACGGUAAAUGCUACACUGAAGACUGGCGAUAAAUCCAGUUCAUUUGAAUCAAAUGAAGACCAACAAGAAACAAAUAGUACAAAAAAUCCUGAAAUAGUACAGACGUGUGGUCAAAAGCUGACUUGUACAGAAUCUCGAUACCGUACGCUAGAUGGCACUUGCAACAAUUUGGAGAACCCCUACUGGGGUGCGGCUAAAGAACCUUUCGCGGUACUAGUAGAGGAUGCUCGUCCAGAUAAGACAAUGUGCAGGACGACAAUAAAUUUAGUUUUAUUGAUUAGUUUGUCUGCACAUGCAGUAAAUGCUACACUGAAGACUGGCGAUAAGUCCAGUUCAUUCGAAUCAAAUGAAGACCAACAAGAAACAAAUAGUACAAAAAACCCUGAAAUAGUACAGACGUGUGGUCAAAAGCUGACUUGUACAGAAUCUCGAUACCGUACGCUAGAUGGCACUUGCAACAAUUUGGAGAACCCCUACUGGGGUGCGGCUAAAGAACCUUUCGCAGUACUAGUAGAGGAUGCUCGUCCAGAUAGUAUAAACAUUUCCGCACAGGGAAAUAUGUUACCUAAUCCAAGAGAAGUAUCACUUAAAAUUUUUCCACCAAGAAAUUUUACUGACCAAAAGUGGACACUCAACGCAAUGCAGUGGGGACAAAUCAUAGCUCAUGAUAUUUCUUUGACAGCCAGUACUUCUAUUAUUAACGUUCCAUCUCCAACAUGCUGUAACUUCGAAGGACAAUAUACAUCAGAGGCUAAUAGUAAUAAGUUCUGCGCUGCAAUACCCAUACCUAACAAAGAAAAUGGUUACUGUAAGGAUAAGAGAGAAUGUUUUGAUUUUGUCAGAACUGUAACUUCAAAUGAUACAGGUUGCACAGCCCCGGAUGCUCCUUCUUACCCGGCAGAAAUUGAUAAACUCAUUAGUGUAUACUAUUAUUACCAGAAGUAUUUCUGGUUAUCAUUAGUCAGGUUACUGUAUUAA